UUAUUAUUUUUAAUAUGAAAGAAUACACCUCAAGUAUGAUUUACAAACCAAACAAGAUAAUAUGAAAGAAUAUUUCUAAAUUUUUAUAACUUUUUUCCAGCUGUAUAUUAAGUUGCUGGACUUUAGUUUAUGAAAUAACCAAAAACUUAUUUAUAUCGGAAAUUAUAGACGAGAGUAAGCUGUGCCUGGAAACAAAUAUAAAGUAAGUUACGGAAGACCAGUUGUAACUAGUUGAAAAUGGCAGGAGACUUGCUGGAAAUUGAUGGAUCAGUUUUGGAAGCGGGUGGACAACUAUUGAGAAAUGCUUUAGCUCUGAGUGUGCUAACAGGCACUCCAAUUAAAAUAUCAAAGAUCAGGGCAUGCCGAAAGAAACCUGGAUUGGCUGAGCAACAUAUGAGGGGUUUGCAAUUGGUCAGAGAUAUAAGCAGAGCUAAAGUCAUAGGUUGCUCAAUUGGUUCUAAUGAGAUUGAAUUUUGGCCAUUUCACAAUUAUGGUGGGAACUAUGAUGCUCCUGUAAAGACAGCUGGUAGCAUCUGUCUCUUGCUACAAGUAUCCCUGCCAUGUGUUUUAUUUGCCAAUGGGCCAUGUGAAUUGCACCUCGAAGGUGGAACCAAUGUUGAAAUGGCACCACAAUUAGACUACAUGACUGAGGUCUUCAAGCAUUACCUGAAAAUGUUUGGUGGAGACUUUGACUUUCAAUUGGUCACACGCGGAUACUAUCCAGUGGGCAAAGGGAAAGUCAUCAUUUACACAAAUCCAAUGAAGCAGUUGAGACCUGUGACUAUUUUGGAUCAGGGCAAAGUAGUGAAGAUCACUGGUUGGAGUUUUGUAUCAGGUUCACUUCCCAUGAGCAUAACGCAUGCCAUGGCUGGAAAAGCAACCAAUAUUCUUACACAAAUUACAAAGCGAAUUGAAAUAGAACAGUACAAAGAGUCCAAAUAUAUAGCGCCAGUAGGAAAUUGUUCAGGAAUAAUUUUAGUUGCUGAGACUUCAACCGGAUGUUUCCUCGGUGCUUCGGCAUUGGGAAAACGAAAUCACACUGGUGAACAGACCGGGGCCGAAGCUGCGAAUCAUCUAUUGGAUAAUAUCAUUUCGGGUGCUUGCGUUGAUGAUUAUUGCCAGGAUCAGCUCAUCAUUUUUAUGGCAUUGGCAGCGGGUACUUCUCAAAUCAAAGUCGCCGCGAUUACUUUGCAUACGAAAACUGCAAUCUAUAUUGCCGAAAUGAUUACAAAGGCCAAAUUUAAUAUAAUAGAGAUGGACAACUAUAGGAUCAUUGAAUGUAAAGGGAUCGGCUAUCAGAAGAGGUCUGAUUGACUUUGAAAAUCUGGAGAGUAUUUUCAUACUAACGAAAGCUUUUUCAUGCGAAAUCGAUGUGAUUUUAUUUAAUAGUUAUGUUUGCAAUUUCCAUGCAAAUUUAAGUAUUAAAUAGAAUGUUAGAGUGUAUUGCACUUCUUCACAUCUGUUUCGAAAUUAC
Molecule: messenger RNA, 1474 nt
Organism: Nicrophorus vespilloides
Lineage: Eukaryota; Metazoa; Arthropoda; Insecta; Coleoptera; Silphidae
Gene: Rtca
Product: RNA 3'-terminal phosphate cyclase
Exons: 6
Coding region: 238-1314 (358 amino acids)
Biological process (GO): RNA processing
Cellular component (GO): nucleus
Molecular function (GO): RNA-3'-phosphate cyclase activity
Source: RefSeq, a predicted model, not a curated record